CCUUGGACGAAAAGGAAACUCCCGGCAGCAAAAAAUUUCGAGGACUCCGGCUCCCAUCAGACGAUACCACUUCGAACCUCACUCAUCCUGCCCUCCACCAACGAACCGACCAACCAGUCACCGCAGCCGUUGUCGACAACGAGCACCCCAUCGUCCAUCUCCUCUCUGUUCAUUCUUGUCUCAUUCUACUUUACUGUUUAAUAUUCAGCACCCUCGCAAUGUCUGCCUCCCUCAGGUCUGUUGCGCCGUUCCUCAGGACGGCGCGCGCCUCGCUGCGCCAGGGCAAUGUUAGCCCCCUUCAGGCCGCCCUGAAGAGGCAGAACGUUUCCCCCAUCCUCAACGUCUACCGCACAUACGCCGUCUUCGAGCGGACGAAGCCUCACGUCAACAUUGGUACCAUUGGCCACGUCGAUCACGGAAAGACCACUCUCUCCGCCGCCAUCACCAAGAGGCAGGCCGAGAAGGGACUCGCCAACUUCCUCGACUAUGGUGCCAUUGACAAGGCCCCUGAGGAGCGCAAGCGUGGUAUCACCAUCUCCACUGCCCACAUCGAGUACGCGACCGAAAACCGCCACUAUUCCCACGUCGACUGCCCCGGUCACGCCGAUUACAUCAAGAACAUGAUUACCGGUGCCGCCAACAUGGACGGUGCCAUCAUCGUCGUCGCCGCCUCCGACGGUCAGAUGCCCCAGACCCGUGAGCACUUGCUGCUCGCCCGCCAGGUUGGUGUUCAGAAGAUCGUCGUCUUCGUCAACAAGGUCGACGCCAUCGACGACCCCGAGAUGUUGGAGCUCGUCGAGAUGGAGAUGCGUGAGCUCCUGAGCACCUACGGCUUCGAGGGUGACGAGACCCCCGUCAUCAUGGGUUCCGCCCUCAUGGCCCUCAACAACCAGAGGAACGAGAUCGGCAACGACAAGAUUGACGAGCUCCUCAAGGCCGUUGACGAGUGGAUCCCCACUCCUACCCGUGACCUCGAGAAGCCCUUCCUCAUGUCCGUCGAGGACGUCUUUUCCAUCUCCGGCCGUGGUACUGUCGUCAGUGGCCGCGUCGAGCGUGGUCUCCUGAAGAAGGACUCCGAGGUCGAGAUUGUCGGCAAGGGCGACGAGAUCAUCAAGUCCAAGGUCACCGACAUCGAGACCUUCAAGAAGUCGUGCGACGAGUCCCGCGCCGGUGACAACUCUGGUCUCCUCCUUCGUGGUAUUAAGCGUGAGGACAUCCGCCGCGGCAUGGUUGUCUGCAAGCCCGGCACCGUCAAGGCCCACUCCAGCUUCCUCGUCUCCCUCUACGUCCUGUCCAAGGACGAGGGUGGCCGCCACACCGGCUUCCACGAGAACUACAAGCCUCAGAUGUUUCUCCGCACCGCCGACGAGUCCGUCACCCUCACCUUCCCCGAGGGCACCGAGGACGCCAAGAGCAAGAUGGUCAUGCCCGGUGACAACGUCGAGAUGGUCGCCACCCUGCACCACCCCAGUGCUGUCGAGGUCGGCCAGCGCUUCAACGUCCGUGAGGGCGGUCGCACUGUCGCCACUGGUCUCAUCACCCGCAUCCUGAAAUAAGGGGAUCACAUCGGGGAUAAAUUUCACUCGAUACCCUGAAUUGGCACCCAGCACACGCCUGAGAUGAACCAGGAACGAAACACGGGAUCUGGAUGAUGGGGAAAAUUUGGGAUUGUACAAAACACACAAAAGGAGUUGGACUGUUUGACGAUUUCAUGUACAACUGACCCAGAGUUUUCCGCUUUGAGCCCUCGCGCUCGUGUAUAUUGUCGGGUCUUGGGCUCAAAGAUCUCCGCUCUACUUCACCCCUUUGUCUUGAAUCAUGUACUUUAUAGAAGACGAUG
Colletotrichum navitas is the source of this 1840-nucleotide messenger RNA. Its product is annotated as translation elongation factor Tu. Gene Ontology annotation, cellular component: mitochondrion. NCBI's taxonomy places the organism in Eukaryota, Fungi, Ascomycota, Sordariomycetes, Glomerellales, Glomerellaceae. The transcript has 3 exons. The record is from RefSeq and is a predicted model, not a curated record. Gene Ontology annotation, molecular function: translation elongation factor activity; GTPase activity; GTP binding. Bases 219 to 1556 code for a protein of 445 amino acids. Gene Ontology annotation, biological process: mitochondrial translational elongation.